GUAACAUUUAGUGUCUAUAAAGUUCACGCCCGGACUCACUGAAAAGGUCAAGCAAUCUCAGAGAUAAGUCAAAAUUCAGUGAACUGCUGAGAAUCAACUAUUCACUCAAAAACACCUUAUUAUCCGAGCACCAAUUAUCGAUGAUGAUUAUUUUUAAUAUAGGAUUAGUUAAGGAACUAAUCCUCUAUUUUUUUUAAUCUGCGUUUUUCUUUUGUUUUUACAGAAAACUGAAAAUCUGAGAUGGAAACCAAACCAGCCUUGUCCACUGCUAAAGGUGGUAGGAUAUAUGUGGAAAGUGAAAUUAGGGAUUUCUUUUCUCUGUUAGAUGUUCUCUAUGCAGACCAGUUUGAAGGAGAUGAUCCAACAUUUACAGAGAAAAGGAGAAAAGAAGAGGAAAACUUUUACAGGGGCGCCCCACCAAACUGGCUGAACUUUCACAGUAACGAGCGGGAAGCAUCAUCUGGCACUGGAACGCUGUUCAUCAAACGGGAUGGAUUUGAAAAACUCAAGGAGGAAAUUCAAGCGAAAAGAAAACUCCCUGCGAUAUCCACUGUUAAACUGUUCCACCAGCCAGGAAGCGGAGGGACUACAAUGGCGAUGCAGGCGUUGUGGGACUUGAAGAAAACCUUCCGCUGUGCGGUUCUUGCAAACUCGAUCUCAGACACCACAAAAGUGGCGCAGGAAGUGGUCCAUCUUUUUACAGCAGGCGGUCGGGGUCACCAGAACACAGUACUGCUGUUACUAAAUGAUGAGCAGAUCCUUGACAACCUCCAAGAAAACAUUAUGAUGUCUAUCAAGGAGCAGAACAUAGUCACCGUCAUGCCUGUGGCAGUUUUACUAAGCUGUGUGAGAAAAGAUACCCUGUUACAAAAUGAAAAUGUUUUCCUACAAAGACACCUGACAGAGAACGAACAGCGGAAAUUCAAUGAAAAGAAGAAGGAGCUCAAUGAAAAGUAUGGCGAAAAGAUCCUACGGUUCCAUGGCUUCAACAUAAUGCAGACUAAUUUCUCAGAAGAAUACAUCAACGAAGCCUGCCAGAUAAUCAGAUCUUGUUCAAAAGCACAUAGACCCUUGAGGGCCCAGCUAGCUGCUUUUCUAUCCUUACUGAACGCCUAUGUACCAGGUUCCUAUCUGCUGGAAUCUCAGUGCCUUGACUUCCUCUGUGAGGAAAGCUGCGCUUUUGCACACAUAUCAGUGGAAGACCAAAUGCACCAGUUUAGUGACCUCAUUGUCACCUUCCAAGAAGAUGAAAGAACAGAGAGAAAGGUCAGCAUGGCUCACCCACUGAUAGCAAAGCGUUGUACCGAACUCCUGGCUACCAAAGGAGUGACCAGAAGUGACACAGCAAGAAACUUCCUGAAUUAUUACUACAGAUACGAGGACCACGGGACGUUCCCACUAUGUUUGCUUCGUUUCGUUAAAGACAUGUUGACCAAAAGAGAAUUUAAAAUAAAACUCGACCCAAAAAGCGGCUUAGAGGUUAAGGGGGAACAAGAGAGAUUUUCAAAACUCAUUCUGGAUAUCCAACAACAAGAGCUCAAGGCCCAGAGCGUGUCCGUCUUAAAGGUGGCAUCAAAUAAAUUUCCUCAAGAUCCCUUUUUUCCUCAAGCUCUUGCUCGUUUCUACUACAUAGAGCUAAAAUCGUACAAUCCAGCAGAAAUGUGGGCAAAAAGAGCAAAGCAAAGAGAUCCCCAAAAUUCCUUCAUCGCUGAUACUUUGGGUCAGGUCCACAAGAACCGCCUCAAGAGCACGGGAGAAACUUCCAACGCAAGACAAGUCUUGCAGAAAGCCAAAAAAGCUAUUGAGGCUUUCAAGCAUGAAGAACAACUUGCGGAAGAAGGACAUCAGAUGGACACCUCUGGCGAUAACGCAGUUAGAUUCUCAAAUCUGUUCAACUGCAGAGGGCAGUUUGGGUUUAUACAGGUCUGCCACCUUCUCUAUGACUUGCUUGUGAAGAAAAACGAAACCUGGAAAGCAGUUCUUACAAAGAAGGUGUCCUUUGGCUCCAUCCUGAAAGAACUUGGCGACAACAAACUUUACAGAUUCAAUGAGCUGGUAAGCAACCUUAAAGGAGACGUUCAGAAAAAAGCUGAGUUUUUUGCGGCAUACCUGACCUUCUCAAAGCUCAGUAUAGAGAGAGAUGACCCUGAAUACAUUUCGGAAGAAACCUAUGAAUGUCAAAAGAAGUUUGGUGGUGACUCACCAUCUACAGAAGGCAACCUAGCCAUUCCUCAGUGUAAGCAUGAGCUUCAGCAUCACCUGGCAACAACAUUCGCAGGAGUGCUUGCAUGCAUGGACAGAGAGUACUCUGUAGAUCUACUCCAGCGUAUAACCGAAUGUUGGAAAAAAAUAUGGUCAAAGACAAAGUCCAAAUCAGAUGUAGCCAACUUCAUUCUGGCUUACGUCUUGUCCCGGAACCUCGGAGCAACCUUUCCCAAUUCUCCUGAAGCUUUAAUUCAAAGUUUCAAACAGGGAAUCCCCCCGGAUCACAGUGAUCCUCCUGAGCAGCACCUGCUGGCCUUACUCUUGUCCUGGCCCACAGACACUGAAGAUAAUGGUAGCUUUGACCUGAGCCAGAGAAUUCAGGAAAUGGGCCGCUCAUAUGAAAACGCAUACCUGAAGUACUUUAGAUCGAGAUACCUCCAACCUCUGUUUUUCAUCGGAAAAGGACAAGAUCUGGACAGACUUGUUCACAGAACCGUUCUCGAGCAGCUGUUCUUAGACCACAGCCACGGAACGGAUCCAGACUGCAAAAUGAAAGACUGGAAAAAUGAGUACAUAUUCAAAGAUGACAACGUCAAAGAACGUCUGAUCAAGUUUGAAGGGGUAGUGAAGAACUACGGAGUGUUCCUUCGUAUUGCUAACAAAGAGAUUAAAAUUGAAGCCAAUCUACAAAGAAGUCUCUGGAAAGCACGGAACGUUUCCUUCUUCCUUGGAUUCACCAUCAGAGGUCCAGUGGCCUUUCACAUCCAGACUAAGGUAGAAAGAGUUCCUGAGCUCAGAGACUUGGAAGGUUGAGACCCAGUAGAACCAGUCUGAAGGCCCAUCAGCGCCACCCAGAGACAUUUGUUUUCUCUGAAAUCUACUGGUUUUUUUUAUUUUUUAUUUGUUUUUCUUUUAUUCAUAAAUCAGUUUUCCAUGUUACACCAGUCUUGUUUUUGGUGAUGGUAGUUGGGAUUAGUGGGUUUGUUUGGGUUAAUCAGAGGGACCUGAAUGCAAACGGACAUGAACACUAGAAGAAGUUGUGUUUUCUAUCAAUCAUUUUAUAUUAUGUUGACUUUAAGUCUACAAGUAAUGUGUGUGUGAUUAAACAUAUUAAAGUUAAAGGGAAAUGUAGGGAAAUAAAUGUAACAAUGUUUGAGAUGUUAAAAAAAAAUAAAUAAAAAACAUG
Messenger RNA from Xiphophorus hellerii (green swordtail), 3391 nucleotides. Its product is annotated as sterile alpha motif domain-containing protein 9-like. The record is from RefSeq and is a predicted model, not a curated record. NCBI's taxonomy places the organism in Eukaryota, Metazoa, Chordata, Actinopteri, Cyprinodontiformes, Poeciliidae. The coding region runs from base 241 to 3018 and encodes 925 amino acids. Gene Ontology annotation, cellular component: cytoplasm. The transcript is spliced from 2 exons.